Messenger RNA from Cantharellus anzutake, 517 nucleotides. RefSeq lists its product as uncharacterized. The record is from RefSeq and is a predicted model, not a curated record. Gene Ontology annotation, biological process: mitochondrial electron transport, cytochrome c to oxygen. The coding region runs from base 320 to 517 and encodes 65 amino acids. NCBI's taxonomy places the organism in Eukaryota, Fungi, Basidiomycota, Agaricomycetes, Cantharellales, Hydnaceae. The transcript is spliced from 4 exons.
GACUCCGGCGCAAUCAGUUACGACAAGAUGCCGGAACCACCGCCCCUCUCAACACGGGAGCCCACUUUGAUUCAGGACGAUAGGAUUAUCGAACUAUCGUACUUCUGUGCAAGUAGCCUAUCGGGGAUCUGAAGCAAGAGAUUUCAUAUUAAAUAGUAAACUACAGUGCUGGCACAGAGCUUCCUGCAGGAACACUGUCCCGGAGCCCCACCUGGAAGGGAGUCCGUCACAAACUCACAGCAGAUGCUGUGACAUAAGUCACGCCGGUUUCUUCCGUUCUCCAGACGAACCUUUCCAAGUCUUUCGUCACUCGUGAAACAUGCCAAUUGCCCCAAUUGUUGGAAAGCUUCGCAAGAGGCUCAUUGUCGACUUGACCGCCGGUAUUGGCCUAGGAACCGCUAGCGCUUUCGGUUAUUGGUACUGGGUCAAAGUUCCAGCAGUACGCAGGGAAGAGGCAUUCUACAUCAAGUACACGGCCGACCGGGCUGCUGCAGCUGGAGCAUCAUCUUCGUCUUAA